Meyerozyma guilliermondii ATCC 6260 is the source of this 456-nucleotide messenger RNA. RefSeq lists its product as uncharacterized. The transcript has a single exon. The coding region runs from base 1 to 456 and encodes 151 amino acids. The record is from RefSeq and is a predicted model, not a curated record. Lineage: Eukaryota; Fungi; Ascomycota; Pichiomycetes; Serinales; Debaryomycetaceae.
AUGCAUUACUCUUUAAAUAUUUUAGUCUCAAGUACUCCUCUAUUUACAUUAAUAUUGUCUCGAAGCUUCUUGACACGCCUUCAAUUGUUGCAAGUAAAAAUCACAAACUUGCAUGUUUCCACCAUUAUCUUCCAAACAUCUGGUAAAGUUUCUGGCAUCAGCAUCACAGUGUUUUGUCUGUUCCUGGUAAGUUUGCUGUUGCGCUUGUUCAUAUUGAGCGGGGGGAGCAGAACUUCCUCCAAACAUACCGGUGAUACCAGCACCGAGGGUGUGACCAAUGGUAGAACCAACGGCUACACCGGCCGCAGUAGAAGCCAUUUGUCCGAACAAACCAGGCGACCGCGAGCUGGUUUGAGGUUGUGCAGCGGGAGCUGGAUAGUGAGGAGCCGCAGCAGCGGUAUGAGCAGAUCUCCUUUGCGUGGGAGCUGGGGCGGAUCUUCUUUGUCUAGGCAUUGA